AUGACAGCUCGCAGGAUUCAGAUUAGAGCUUAAAGUCUGAUGAAAACCUUGUGAAUAUUUUUAAUUAACCCUAGAACUACAAGCUUUAUCAGCAUUAAAAGAAGUUCUGUUAUCCAAGAGCGGAGAAAGUUUAUAUGUUUGCACUACAUGACGAUGAGUCUAAAGGAUAAAGAUAAGGAUAAUGAUGUGCAAAAAUACUCGAUUAGUCAAUUAAUCAAAAAGCAUAGAAAAGUUUCUGGAUUAGGGCAGAAUUAACACAAAGCAGCGACGCCACUCCAGCUACACUCCCAAACAACAGAGAAGAGGCAGAGGAGGACGGAGACAGAGAGAGCGACGCGACGGGGUGAAGACACUCGAACGAACGCCACCUCCAGAAAACUUCCACAGCCCUGAUAACCAAGAGGCGGACGAGUCCAUCCCAGAGAGAGAGAGGCAGAGGCAGGAACGGCAGCAGAGUGGCACAGGAUCUUUGCUGACGAGGUCCUGAAGGAUGGAAGAGAAGCAGUUUGCUGGUAUCCUGAAUGGAGCAGUUCCAGGCGAGCCAGUGAAGAAGGAUGAAAACUCCCGAAGAGGGAACUGGGGCAACCAGAUCGAGUUUGUCCUGACCAGCGUGGGCUACGCUGUGGGUCUGGGUAACGUCUGGAGGUUCCCCUACCUCUGCUACAGAAAUGGAGGAGGUGCCUUCAUGCUCCCAUACUUCAUCAUGUUGGUGUUCUGUGGCAUCCCCCUCUUCUUCCUCGAGCUGUCCUUUGGUCAGUUCGCCAGUCUGGGAUGUCUGGGCGUCUGGAAGAUCAGCCCCAUGUUCAAAGGUGUGGGCUACGGCAUGAUGGUGGUGUCCACCUACAUUGGGAUCUAUUACAACGUGGUCAUAUGCAUUGCCUUCUACUACUUUUUCAUGUCUAUGACAAACCUGCUGCCGUGGACUUACUGCAACAACCCCUGGAACACACCGGACUGUAGCGGAGUGGUGGGCAGCGGCCCCCAGGUCAACGCCAGCUUCGCUAAUGCUACUGCCAGUCUGGUAAACGGGGUCUCUGAGGUGGUGAACCGAACCAAGAGAACCAGCCCCAGUGAGGAGUACUGGAAACACUAUGUAUUAAACAUCUCUGAUGACAUCGGGAACUUCGGAGAAGUGCGUCUUCCUAUCCUGGGCUGCCUGGCUGUGUCUUGGUUUGUCGUCUUUCUCUGUCUCAUCAGGGGCGUUAAAUCUUCUGGAAAGGUGGUGUACUUCACUGCCACUUUUCCCUAUGUUGUUCUGACCAUCCUCUUCAUUCGUGGCAUUACUCUGGAUGGAGCCCUCAACGGCAUCAAGUACUAUCUCACUCCACAGUGGCAGAAGGUUCUCGAUGCUAAGGUUUGGGGAGAUGCUGCCUCCCAGAUCUUCUACUCCCUGGGCUGUGCCUGGGGUGGUCUCAUUACUAUGGCUUCCUAUAACAAGUUCCACAACAACUGUUUCAGAGACAGCAUCAUCAUCAGUAUCACCAACUGUGCGACCAGCGUCUAUGCCGGUUUUGUCAUCUUCUCCAUCCUGGGCUUCAUGGCACACCACCUGAACGUCCCGGUGUCAGAGGUGGCUGACCACGGCCCGGGGCUGGCCUUCGUGGCCUACCCAGAAGCCCUCACUCUUCUGCCCAUCUCGCCUCUGUGGUCGCUGCUGUUCUUCUUCAUGCUCAUCCUCCUGGGACUCGGGACUCAGUUCUGUCUGCUGGAAACACUGGUGACAGCCAUCGUUGACGAGAUUGGAACAGACUGGAUCAUCAGACACAAGACCAUAGUCACUCUGGCAGUGGCCAUAGUUGGAUUCCUACUAGGAGUGCCUCUAACAACACAGGCAGGAAUCUACUGGUUGCUACUGAUGGACAACUACGCUGCUAGUUUCUCCCUGGUCAUCAUCUCCUGCAUCAUGUGCAUCUGCAUCAUGUAUAUUUAUGGCCACAGGAACUACUUUAAAGACGUUGAGAUGAUGUUGGGCUUCCCUCCUCCCCUUUUCUUCAAAGUGUGCUGGAGAUUCAUCUCCCCCGUCAUCAUUUCUUUCAUCUUGAUCUUCACUGUGAUCCAGUACAAACCCAUCACCUACAAUGAUUACGUGUACCCCGGUUGGUCUCUGGCCAUCGGCUUCGCUAUGGCUCUGUCCUCGGUGAUCUGCAUACCCGUCUACGCCCUCUACAAGAUCUCCAGGUCCCCAGGAGUCACCUUCAGAGAGCGGUUGAAGUACGCCUGCCGAUCACAUCCAAAGUGGGGCCCUGCUCUGCAGGAGCACCGGACAGGCCGCUACGCACCCAUGGCUUCCUCCGAAGACACAGUGGAGGCUCGUCCCCUCAAGGAGAAGGAGGAGCUAAAAGAGGAGCUAAAGGAGGAGGUGAAGGAGAAGGAAAAGGAGAAGGAAAGAAAGGAUGAGAUCAGCCUCACUAUCCAGGGAAGCAACGGCUCCACCAACACACACAACAACCCCAACCCCAGCGCAUAGACGGCCCCCGCUCUCUGUCAACACUACCGGGCUCGACCCCCCCGUGCCCAAACCCAUCUCCUCCUUCUCUUCGUCCCCUUCUCCUCCAUCCUCGCCCCACUUUCCCACAGUCCUCUGUGGGGGAGAUCCCAUUUGCUGGAGACCUUUACAUAUUGUAAGGGCUUAUUAUAUCUAUCCUAACCUCUUCUAUCUAUCUGUGUGUCGUCUCUAGUUACAAGAAGAAAAAAAAAAUACGAAAGGAAGAAAAAAUUGGGUCAUCAUCCAAAAGAUUUGUGUGUAUGUUAGUGUGCAUGUGCGUACGGGUGGGUUGUUAAUUUGUUUCACAUAAUUUAAUAAUGCAGUUUUGUUUUUUUUCCUUUCAUUAUUUUUUUGUAAAACUUGUAUAUGUCAUCUUCAUAUGCAGUUAGAGUCAGAGGUACGGUAGAUUGUGGAGCUGCAUGAGUUUGUUUUGUGCAUGCAGCAACAUAGAGACACACACUGUUCUCCUUUAUUCUGUUAGCUGGGUCUGUUUGGCUUUGGCGACUUUUAGUGGCAUUACCAGUGGUUUGACAGCUGGGAAAUGGAUGUGCUGAUGUGAGACACAGUGGUGCGCUAAUAUAGCAGAGGAGGGUUGGCUGUGCCUGUACUGGUCGUUUACUGUACAGUUGGAUGACCCGAAAAGAUAAAAAAAUAGGCUUGAUUUUUAUUGCCGGAAAAAGGCGGAUACACUUGUUCACACUCAUACACUCAAACUAUUGUACAUUUUACAGCACACAGUGACCUCAACUGUAGUUUAUCUCAGCUAAAAUCUAAGCCUGUUGUUUUUUAUGCUGCUUCUUCUUCAGAAAAAAAUUAUACAGAGCACAUGUAUUUAACUAACACCCGAGAUGGCGACUGACAGGUCGGAUUUUCCGUGGAAAUUCUCUCCAUUUAGAACUUCUUCGCUAAAGCUGCUUAGAUUUUGAAAACUCAGCAGUAAAAUAUAUCAGUGAACUUUAACUGUACUGUAUCUGUACUUUUUUGCUUUUGCAUUCAUACUGACACACGCAAAGAAAAAAAUUUGUUUCCAGUCUUUUUGGCAGAAGCUGAAAACAUCCCAGUGCCCAUUUCUCAGGGUCCAACGUGAAGUUACACUUUGUGGUUGUUCGCCUGUGGAAACCUUGUCUUGACUAAGGUAGCCUGUUACAAUUAUAGGGACUGAAACCACCUAAUGGUAACUUUGCCUCUCUGUUGAAGAAAAAAACAAAAAAAAAAAAACAAAAAAAAAACAUCUAUACUUACAGUACGAGCAUGCACACACACAAAAUAAGUGGAUGCAAAUCUGUUUAUAGAAGUGCCAUGUCUUCUUAAGUCUUCCGGCCAUUCCUUUUCAGUGAAAUGCAUCGUGGGAUGUGGUACAUGACGAGAGACCCGGACUUGA
Molecule: messenger RNA, 3866 nt
Organism: Sphaeramia orbicularis (orbiculate cardinalfish)
Lineage: Eukaryota; Metazoa; Chordata; Actinopteri; Kurtiformes; Apogonidae
Gene: slc6a9
Product: solute carrier family 6 member 9
Exons: 15
Coding region: 491-2467 (658 amino acids)
Biological process (GO): sodium ion transmembrane transport; nitrogen compound transport; neurotransmitter transport
Cellular component (GO): plasma membrane
Molecular function (GO): amino acid:sodium symporter activity
Source: RefSeq, a predicted model, not a curated record